AUGCUUGAUCCAACUGCUUGCAAAGAGUUGAAGGAUAGACAUGAUCAAUGCUUUUAUAAAUGGUACAGCAACAGUUUCUUGAAAGGUACUGGUUCCGCUGAGUGUCAAGAGGAAUGGGAAGAGUAUCAAGUUUGUAUAAAGGAUAAACUAAAGGCAUGGAAUCUAGAGUAUCUUGUACAAGCACAUGAGAAACAGCAGGAGAAGGCUCAGAAUAAGAAGUAA
This is a messenger RNA of Acytostelium subglobosum LB1, 222 nucleotides long. RefSeq lists its product as hypothetical. The record is from RefSeq and is a predicted model, not a curated record. The transcript has 2 exons. Bases 1 to 222 code for a protein of 73 amino acids. Lineage: Eukaryota; Evosea; Eumycetozoa; Acytosteliales; Acytosteliaceae.